Molecule: messenger RNA, 390 nt
Organism: Artibeus jamaicensis (Jamaican fruit-eating bat)
Lineage: Eukaryota; Metazoa; Chordata; Mammalia; Chiroptera; Phyllostomidae
Gene: TEX46
Product: testis expressed 46
Exons: 2
Coding region: 1-390 (129 amino acids)
Source: RefSeq, a predicted model, not a curated record
AUGCUGGAAGAACUAAUAUCUCUUUUUAGGAAUCUCCACGACAUACUUGAUUCCUCAGGUGCCAUUGGAGCAUUGGUGGCUUGGCUGAUCAGCUAUAAGCCAGUCUUGUUUGGGUUCCUAUUCCUUCUGCUGUUGCUUAGCAACUGGCUGGUCAAGUAUGAACUGAAGCCCACCUCCCCAAAGUCCCAGCAGGACAAGAUCCUCGAACGGCUGCUGGUCACUGAAAUGAAGCUGCAGGUCCUAGAAAACCAGAUGUUCAUCUUAUGGAAUAAACUGAGCCGCCAGAACAGGUGGGGCCGGCGGCGGACUCGCCCCGGGGGACAGCACAGACUCAGGGAGCGCGAGUCCAUCGUCUCCGUCCUCUCGAAGUGCACGUCCCACUCCCCCUGA